AUGACUUCGGUUGCAGAACGUAUUCCUCCGCAGGAAACGAGCCUUCAUAACGCUGCAGACAUCACCUAUGACGAGAAAGACGAUGCUUCAUACGUAAUGUCCGAGAGUGAAGCAGAGAUUUCUCUGGUUUCUGACUACGAUAUGACCGAAGAUUACGACAAACUGGCCUUUUUACAUGUUGACGACGAGUUGGCAGAGGACCACGCACUCCUAACAGAAACACACGGUGAGUCCGGUGGCGAAAACACCGAGAAUGAACUGAAAAAAAAUGAUUCGGGAGCUGCCAGUGGCAUUGUAGAUUUCCUAAUAAGACACGAAAUCCCAAGAAAGGUUUUCCAUUCCUUACAUGGCUUCGAGACUCUUGGGCUCUACAUUCUCGGCUGGACGAAGUUCGAUGCUGCCAGAGUGGUCUGGUCUCUCUUCGCGUUGGUGUUUGCAAAUGAUGUGAUCAGACUCAACUUUCCAAGCUUCAAUGAGAGUGUGUUGCCGUUUUUCCGCCAUUUUAUGAGAGAUCACGAGGCUAAGCUGUGGAACGGUGUUGUUUUCUACUUGGCCGGUGCCGGUCUCGUUCUUUCUUUUGCCCCUAAAGAUAUUGCCGUCAUGAGUAUUAUGCUCUUGAGUUGGGCAGACACUGCCGCCUCCACGGUUGGUAGGGCUUUUGGCAAAUAUACCCCAUCUGUCGGUAAGGGCAAGUCUUUGGCCGGCUGCUUGGCCAGCGCUUUGACCGGAUUGUGUGUGUGCUACUUCUUCUAUGGCUACGUGGUUCCUACAUACCCUGAUGUGAAUCGUCCUGAUGAGUUGUUGUGGAGCGCUGAGACUUCGCGCUUGAACAUUCAUGUUUACGCCUUGAUCACCGCCAUCAUCACAUCCUUUUCCGAGCUGGUCAAUAUUGGUGAGAUUGACGACAACUUCACCAUCCCUGUGUUAUGUGCGCUUGGUCUCUCUGCCGUCGCAUACGCCGCCAAGUUUUAA
Molecule: messenger RNA, 972 nt
Organism: Australozyma saopauloensis
Lineage: Eukaryota; Fungi; Ascomycota; Pichiomycetes; Serinales; Metschnikowiaceae
Product: diacylglycerol kinase
Exons: 1
Coding region: 1-972 (323 amino acids)
Biological process (GO): phosphatidic acid biosynthetic process
Cellular component (GO): endoplasmic reticulum membrane
Molecular function (GO): ATP-dependent diacylglycerol kinase activity
Source: RefSeq, a predicted model, not a curated record